AUGCAUUUACAUGCUCCAGUCCCGGUCCCCUAUGGCCUACCUCAUGUAGCAAACCCCUCCCGUCAAAUUCAUACACCGUACGUGGAACAAACGUACUAUGGCCACCAUGUCCCAUACCCCCCUUUUUUAAAUCAAACCCCAGGCCCCACCACCACCAAUACCAAUAUCCUCGAUUAUUAUGCAAAUGCCCCGCAACUUCUUUUACCAACCCCCUCGGAACUUCCUACAGACCUUUCAAUACUGUUUGCUCAAAUCCCUACCACACUUUCCUCGUCCUUGUUUUACCCAACACAGCACGAACAGUCUCAAAGCAGUGAACGUAGCAAUGAGCCUCUUACCUCUGCUGCUCCUAACACAAAUAAGACAGAGAGUCGACGGGGGGCACUACAACGUACUGUUGCCGAAGAGAUAGCGAUAUUUUACAGUGAUACUAUUUCAUCACACGAGAAAAGACGCCAAUAUCUAGAAUGUCUCGAACAUUAUGUUCUGUAUUUGCAUGAACAACUGCGUCUUGUCAACAAUACACCUCCGCUUGAUCUCAAGCGUGUGUCUACUUAUCUGGGUCUAAGCUCUCGUAGCAUCAGAACAUUGCUGGUGCAUAUGCAAAACACAAACCAUUGCCUUCAUGAAAAUAUGCUCAAAGUGUUACAGUGA
Suillus plorans is the source of this 654-nucleotide messenger RNA. RefSeq lists its product as uncharacterized. Lineage: Eukaryota; Fungi; Basidiomycota; Agaricomycetes; Boletales; Suillaceae. The transcript is spliced from 2 exons. The coding region runs from base 1 to 654 and encodes 217 amino acids. The record is from RefSeq and is a predicted model, not a curated record.